Molecule: messenger RNA, 300 nt
Organism: Opisthorchis viverrini
Lineage: Eukaryota; Metazoa; Platyhelminthes; Trematoda; Opisthorchiida; Opisthorchiidae
Exons: 4
Coding region: 1-300 (99 amino acids)
Source: RefSeq, a predicted model, not a curated record
AUGGAGAAGAAGAAGAAGAAGAAGAAGAAGAAGAAGAAGAAGGGAAAAGAGGUGCACUGCGGAAACUAUGUUGAUUAUGGGGACAUUACACAAAUUCAACAGCAAGAGUUACGAGUGGAAGGAACCGUUAACCUGCUGGACAAUGUGUCGCCUGUCAAGCUUACGGAGCGGGAAGAUAAAGUCAAAAUGGAAAACGGUACCCCACGUCAAAAAUGUUCACUAGCGCGACUGGAACUCCCAUCAUCCACCCUCACCUUUUCUAUUGCUGAUAGCUUUGUAUACAGUGGGGAAACUGCUUAA